CCUUUGAGUCUCAAAAUUUGAGAGCAUCUCUACACGCGCAACACCAGCAGCAGUGUGAGCGAAGAGGGCACAGCACGUCUCCGGCUCACUCAAGAGGACUCCGCGUUUUCAAUAGAGCACAAUCCGCGCAGCCAAGGAAACACACCAAAACUUUGCCCCCCAAAUCCCCGGACCCUGAAGGUGGGGUAAACACGCAGAGAAGAAGAAGAACAGCAAACAAAAGCAGUCUUUUUGGCUUUAAGAUUUAAAUUAAAAGAAAUAUCAGCUGCAAAAUAAUUUAGUUCUGAUACAAAUUCAAGAAGAUAAGCGGAACCGAUCGGCAUCUCCACAUUUAUCUACGGCUAUUAAACUCGGAGCAUUAAAUUUAAGGACUGAAAUGGCAAUCGCAUGGACAAUCAUUGUACUAGGUGCCCUCCUGCAUGGCACGCACUCUGAUCCUUCCAACACAGUGAAUUCCAGUACCCUAUCCAUGCAAACCACUCCAACCAUCACACAACCACAAUCCAAAAUAACUAUCUCAACCCAGCAACCAGCUUCUACCAUACCACCACAAUCCAAUACAACUAUCCCAACCCAGCAACCAGCUAAAACACCAUCCAAGCAACCUGCCAUUACCAGCACACCCUCGCAAUCCAGUCCUGCUGCUUCGACCCAAACUCUUGUCCAAACACUUUCCGUCGCACCACCAACAGUUUCAAAUACCACUGGACCAUCCUCUCAAGCUGCUGACUCAAGUACACCCCAAGCUCAACCCAGCCCAACUGACAUAUCUUCGACAAACGCUGCUCUUACAGUCUCAACUCACAAUCCUGUAAAUUCACUUACUACUCCUAUUCCCCAAGGAAUGUCCAGUUCAGGUGUAACCUCAGCUGCCUUACCACAGCCUGACCAGAUUACAACAUUAAGAGACCAAUUAACAACAACUGUUCCAACCACAACAGAGAACCUCAUAACCCAUAGCAACUCAUUGCCUCCUACAGAAUCCUCUACACAGACUACAACCAGCACACAUACCAACACUGUGCCACCAAGUUCCUUCUCAGAUGCUGAAACACUGAACCCAACAGCACCAGAUUCCACAUCUGCCAUCUCUCAGAAACAUCAGACACCGGAAAUUCCAACAACCGCUUAUCCAAUCACAUUAGGACCUGACAAUUACUCCACGACUAGCAUCUCUACUCCCAAAAUAGAGGAUAGGACUACAAGAAUAUCUGCUCCUCGCAAAUUUGAUCUGAGUAAUGCAACUGAGGGGGAUAUCCUGUUUGAAGCCUGUAAAGACUUGGCUCCGAAGAUGAAAGGACAGUGCUCUGUGACCUUUAAGAUAGAUGGCAAACAAUUAAUUGCAACAUUUACAAUAGACGCUGACCGACUGAUACCACAAGAACUCUACAAUCCCCCAGAACAGGAUAAGAUUAUAAAUGAAGAGAAUACAAGCACAGAGACAAUACCAGAUACACUGAUAGCCAUCUUGGCUUCGUGUGGUGCAUUGUUGCUUAUUCUGUGCUGCUUUGCUGCAUACUGCACCUAUCACCGGAGAUCCUACAGGAAAAAUCAGCAACAUCUGACGGAAGAGAUGCAGACGGUGGAGAACGGUUACCAUGACAAUCCCACGCUGGAGGUGAUGGAGGUACAGCCGGAGAUGCAAGAGAAGAAACUGGCAUUGAAUGGAGAAUUCAACGACAGCUGGAUCGUCCCCAUAGAUAACCUGCUGAAAGAGGACAUACCUGAUGAAGAAGACACACACUUGUAAUGGCACUGGAUAAGCUGUCAGGUGUAUGAUACGUGCUGUUCUCACAACGAAAGAUUGUGACCAGCCAGAAUGUAAGAGAGCACAGAUUGCUGUAAAGACUAUCAAAAGACCAUAGUUUACUUUGGUGCCCAGAUGUACAUGCUGUAAUUAAGUAGUUAAAUAUCAUAUACUUGCUAGCGAUAGUGAAAAGCUUAAUGGUAUGUAAAAUGCUUCCAAUUUGUCUGAGGAAAAGGGAAAAUCUAGAGUUCAAAACAUGGGAUCAAAGCACUGUGGUCUUUCCUCGUGCCUUAAACUGUCUAUGUGUUUUUAUUUCAACACACUCAGAUCAUAUCCUAAACCUAGUGAACUACCUUGCUGUCUUCUGCCUAUUUAGGCAGCUACCUUUUAAGAAAACAUCCUCACUGCAGUGCACCUCACAAGUGACUGCUGAUUUCAAUAGAAUUUGGUGUUAGCAUGUUACUAAACUGGCAAUGCAAUAGUCUAACAAAAAUAAAAUAUAGAUAUCAUGAACAACUAUUGGGUAAAAUACUCAAUUACUAAUUAAAUUAAAUUUCUUUUACUGAUACUUUUUUAGUAUUGAAUAAAAUCAACAUAUAUUUCGAAUUUAUUUGAUACAUGAUGUAGCCUUAGAAUUUGUCCAAAAUGAGAUAUCUUCGAAGGCAGCAUUAUUUUAUUGAUAGGCAGCUCACUGGGUUUGAGUACAGAGAUAUUUUAUUUUGGUUUCACACACAAAGACAAAAAAUAAAUAAAUAAAUUUCACUCUUUAUAAAGGGAUAAUUUAAGGAUUAUUUGUGAUGUACAUCUUGAGAGGAAUGUACAUUAUUGUGGCUGUAUAUAAUGUUUAUUUUUCAUGCAUCUUACUCAAUUUGUUUGCUUCCUGUUUAGGGAAGAUUAACAUUCAUAGUCAACAAAUUAUACUGACCAAUGGAUAAAUCAUCCUGGUAAAUAAGACUAUGGGCCAUUUUUAAGCAUGAGCAUAAUAAAAAUGGCCUCAUGAAUACAUCUAACAAAUCUAUACAUCCCUUCUCAGUACUCUGACAUUCUAAACGCUUUAAUUCGAUUAACAUAUUCAAUGGCACCUUAAAGAGAUAGUUAACCCAAAAAUGAAAAUUCUCUCAUUUACUCACUCAUGCCAUCCCAGAUGUGUAGCCAAAAAUAACAAAGACCACAUAAAAGUAAUCCAUAAGACUCCAGUGGUUAAACUGGAAAGAUAAACCAUAUCUUUCACUUUUAAUAUUUCAGACUGAAAGUAAAGAUUUAUGGUAAAAAAAUAAAUAAAAUUAAAAUAAGGACUAAAAUAUGGGUCUGUUUCUCACUCACAAUUAUCAUACCACUUCUGGAGACAUGGAUUUAACCACUGGAGUUGUAUGGAUUGCUUUUAUGUGAUUUUUGGAGCUUCAAAAGGUCUGGACCCCCUUCACUUGCAUUGUAUGGACCAACAGAGCUGAGAUCUUUGUGUUCUGCAGAAGAAAGAAAGUCAAACACCUCUGGGAUGGCAUGAGGGUGAGUAAAUGAUGAGAGAAUUUUACAUUUUGGGUGAACUAUCCCUUUAAAGUAGAAGUCCUGAGGCAAGACUGAGUUUGCCGAAUCAUUAUUUUCCCUCCACUCCAUUUGUCUUUGUGUUGGUAUUAUUCUAGUAUGAAGAGUUGCGUUUUUUUGUUAACCUGAAACAUUCGGUGGUAAUUCCAAUUCCAACUCAAGUUCAUUACGUGUAUUUACAGGUAUUAAAUCUGCAUGUGUAAUUGUCUGUCUUUAAUCUGAUUUUUUUUUUGUUUUUUUAUACUUUGAUCACCUUAUUGUUUAGAGAUGUUUUAUUUAAUACUUUCGAUGUUGAUUUCACCAAAACAUUAAAUUACUUUUGUAUUUGCAUGCACUACACCAAUUUUUGUUAAGGGAUUCACUGCUGCCUUCUUUUAGUUGAUCUAUUUCCACCAGUAUUUAGGGUGAAUUUAUAGCUGUAUCCUGUAUGUCAAGUCAGUUUGCUGCUGUGUGCAAACGACAGGGGUCUGAUACACUGGAAGCCGCAUCUCUGUCAGAUCAGACGGGAACGGCCAUGAUUUCUAAUACAAAUAAAGUUUUUUAUAAUAAAGUGUGUUUUCAUGCAAACUGCACUUUAGUUGACAUGACAUAUCAAGCAGUGUGACAUGCUAUAAAUGCUAUAAA
Myxocyprinus asiaticus (Chinese sucker) is the source of this 3913-nucleotide messenger RNA. Its product is annotated as podocalyxin-like. The record is from RefSeq and is a predicted model, not a curated record. The transcript is spliced from 8 exons. Gene Ontology annotation, cellular component: microvillus membrane; apical plasma membrane. NCBI's taxonomy places the organism in Eukaryota, Metazoa, Chordata, Actinopteri, Cypriniformes, Catostomidae. Gene Ontology annotation, biological process: positive regulation of cell-cell adhesion mediated by integrin; regulation of microvillus assembly; negative regulation of cell-cell adhesion. The coding region runs from base 377 to 1750 and encodes 457 amino acids.